UUAGUCGUGCUGCUUUCGCAGGAAAAAACUGUUGGGGACUGCUUGUCUGGUUUCUGGCAGAUUUGGGAAUUUAAACGUUUUAGGAAAUACACCCCAGUUCCUAUUAGGCUUGUACACACUGACUUUACAUUAAAGAUGGCACAGUGGUGCCAGCUUCAGAUGCUGGACAGCAAGUACCUGGAGCAGGUGGACCAGCUCUACGAUGACUCGUUCCCCAUGGACAUCAGGCAGUACCUGAGCAGGUGGAUCGAGAGCAUCGACUGGGACACGGUGGCCAUGCAGGACUCGCUGGCCACCGUCCGCUUCCACGACCUCCUCGCUCAGCUGGAUGACCAGCACAGCCGCUUCGCUCUGGAGAACAACUUCCUGCUGCAGCACAACAUCCGCAAGAUCAAGAGGAACCUGCAGGAUCGCUUCCAGGAGGAUCCCGUUCACAUGGCCAUGAUCAUCUCCAGAAACCUGAAGGAGGAGCAGAAGAUAUUGGCGAUCGCAAAGAGCACCGAGCAGGAGGGUGAGGGGACGGUGUCGGCCAUGGUGGUGGAGAAGCAGAAGCUGGACAACAAAGUGAAGGAGAUCAAAGACAGAGCGCAGGUGGUGGAUCAGAACAUUAAGAACGUUGAAGACCUGCAGGACGAGUACGACUUCAAGAUCAACACGCUGAAGAACAGAGAGAAUGAAAUGAACGGCAUGACGGCGAAGGAGCUGGAGAAGGAGAAGAUGACGGUUGGGAGGAUGUGCUUUGAGCUGAAAGCCAAACGUCAGGACGUGGUGAUCCAGCUGACCGACCUGCUGAACGUCUCUCAGGCGUUGCUGUCAGACUUGAUCUCUGAGGAGCUGCCCGAGUGGAAGCAGCGGCAGCAGAUCGCCUGCAUCGGCGGCCCGCCCAACGCCUGCGUGGACCAGCUGCAGAACUGGUUCACAGCAGUAGCGGAGAGUCUGCAGCAGGUCCGUCAGCACCUCAAGAAGCUGCAGGAGUUGGAGCAGAAGUUCACGUACGAGAACGAUCCCAUCACGGUGAAGAAAGCUUACCUCGAGGCCCGAGCUCUGGAGCUCCUCAAAAACCUGCUCUCCAACUCUCUGGUUGUAGAGAGGCAGCCCUGCAUGCCCACCCACCCGCAGAGACCCAUGGUGCUGAAAACGGGCGUCCAGUUUACUGUGAAACUCCGGUUUCUGGUGAAGCUGCAGGAGUUUAACUACCAGCUCAAAGUCAAGGCCCUGUUUGAUAAGGACGUUACAGAGAAGAAAGGGUUCAGGAAGUUCAACAUUUUGGGGACGAACACCAAAGUCAUGAACAUGGAGGAGUCCAACGGCAGCCUGGCAGCAGAGUUCAGACAUUUGCAACUCAAAGAGCAGAAAGUAGCCGGGAACAGAACAAAUGAGGGUCCUCUGAUCGUCACCGAGGAGCUUCACUCGCUCAGCUUCGAGUCGGAGCUGCAGCUUAACCAGUCCGGGCUCGACAUCAAACUCGAGGCCAUUUCACUGCCCGUGGUCGUCAUCUCCAACGUGUGUCAGCUGCCCAGCGGCUGGGCCUCCAUCCUCUGGUACAACAUGCUGACCACGGAGCCCAAGAACCUGAAGUUCUUCCUGUCCCCUCCUGCGGCAAAGUGGUCUCAGCUCUCUGAGGUGCUCAGCUGGCAGUUCUCCUCCGUCACCAAGCGAGGCCUGAACCAGGAGCAGCUCAACAUGCUCGCCGACAAACUGCUCGGACCCAAAGCUCAGAGGAACCCAGAGGGUCUCAUCCCCUGGAUCAAGUUCUGCAAGCAGCAGAGCGCCAACGAGAAGGCGUUCCCUUUCUGGCUGUGGAUCGAAGGGAUCCUGGAUCUGAUCAAAAGACACCUGCUGGCCCUCUGGAACGACGGCUGCAUCAUGGGCUUCAUCAGUAAGGAGAGGGAGAAGUCUCUGCUGAGCGACAAGUGUCCGGGUACCUUCCUGCUCAGGUUCAGCGAGAGCAGCCGAGAGGGAGCCAUCACCUUCACCUGGAUCGAACACGACGUCCACGACAAGCCGGUCUUCCACUCCGUGGAGCCGUACACGAAGAAGGAGCUGUCCGCCGUCUCCCUCCCUGACAUCAUCCGCACCUACAAGGUGAUGGCGGCGGAAAACAUCCCGGAGAACCCGCUUCGCUUCCUCUACCCCAACAUCCCCAAAGACAAGGCCUUUGGGAAGUACUACCCCAAACCGUCAGAGACUCCUGAGCCGAUGGACGUGGAGAACACGGAGAAAACGGGCUACAUGAAAACGGAGCUCAUAUCGGUUUCAGAAGUACAUCCAUCCAGGCUGCAGGACAACAUGAUGCCCAUGUCUCCGGAUGACUUCAAAGCUCUGGAGCAUUACGUGAGCCCCAGAGACAUCGACGCUAUGGCCAACAAUCUGCUGGAACUCGAAGAGUUUGAAGUUCAGAUGAGCGCAGACUUUCCAGAUGGAAACUGAAGAGAAACAAUCUUCUUUUGACCUUCAUCAAAUUGUGCACUCGCUCGUUUUAUGACUUUAAGUCAGCACGGUCACCUUUCAGAAAUGGAGAAGAGGUUUCCUCCCUCCCCCCCCCCCCUUUUUUUUGUACAUAGAAAGUAUUUCUUUUGAAUUAAAUGUGAACUCUUACAGUAGAGGUUACUGAUGGCUUUAAACUGUAACAUUUAAAAUGUGAUUCUGCUUGCUUAGGAAAUGCACAUCAUAAUUGUAUGGAUUUAUGUUCAUGGGAGAAAAUAAAUGUUUUUAUUAAAAUUA
Messenger RNA from Archocentrus centrarchus (flier cichlid), 2724 nucleotides. It is a transcript of the gene stat1a, whose product is annotated as signal transducer and activator of transcription 1a. Gene Ontology annotation, biological process: regulation of DNA-templated transcription; signal transduction. The record is from RefSeq and is a predicted model, not a curated record. The coding region runs from base 136 to 2430 and encodes 764 amino acids. Gene Ontology annotation, molecular function: DNA binding; DNA-binding transcription factor activity. The transcript has 25 exons. Lineage: Eukaryota; Metazoa; Chordata; Actinopteri; Cichliformes; Cichlidae.